This is a messenger RNA of Parastagonospora nodorum SN15, 372 nucleotides long. RefSeq lists its product as hypothetical. Bases 1 to 372 code for a protein of 123 amino acids. Lineage: Eukaryota; Fungi; Ascomycota; Dothideomycetes; Pleosporales; Phaeosphaeriaceae. The record is from RefSeq and is a predicted model, not a curated record. The transcript has a single exon.
AUGAACGACGUUGCCACAACCCCAUCUACCCCCUCGAGCUCUUCGCAUAGAGUAUCCAAACAGCGACAGCGCUCCUCUCACUCUCAGUACGCACGUUCCGCUACCAUCGGCGUCGUCCUCGACACCGACCAGCCCGGCCAGAAUCAGUACAAAUGCAACGCACCGACGUGCUUCAACAAGACCUUCGGGCGGCUGGCAGAACUCAAGCGCCAUCAUAAAUGCAAGCACGCAGUUGCUGGGCGCAGACCGCAGUUCUGGUGCCCCGUGGAGGGAUGUGUGAGGAGCAAGACUGGGCAGGGAGGCGCGUUCCCAAGGAAGGACAAGAUGGUGGAUCAUCUUUCGAAGGUGCAUGCGAGUGUUGUGCAGGGAUGA